Paraglomus brasilianum is the source of this 1167-nucleotide messenger RNA. The record is from the annotation of a GenBank genome assembly. NCBI's taxonomy places the organism in Eukaryota, Fungi, Glomeromycota, Glomeromycetes, Paraglomerales, Paraglomeraceae.
AUGCCUGCUAUCGUGAAAAUUCCUGAGACAGACGCUGAAUACAAAGCUAUAGUCUUGUACCUCCAAUCCCAAAUACUUCCAUCCGAUGUCAAAGACUGUGCACAAAAAAAGUCUAAUUUCGCUCGCCGUUGCAAAAAGUUCGAAAUCGACAAGGAUCAAAUCCUUUAUACUAAACAAACCGCGAAGAACGAAAAGCGUCGCGUGGUUCCCAAAUAUGACAACGAAUUACGUGACCUGAUAUUGAACCGGUUUCACGAUCAGUCAAACCAUCGUGAAUACCAUAAAACGUAUUCGGCAAUUGCAGAGAAACACAUCGGGAUUACGCAGGAAGAGGUACGAGCAUACGUUAACGAAUGCUCAGCAUGCGCAAUCAAUACGUCAAUCAAAGAAAGGACUGACAUGACACCAGUUGUGUCAACAGAACCCUGGACACAUAUUCAAAUUGACCUAAUUGACCUUCAUGAAUUUGCAGAUGUUAAUGAUGGUUAUCUAUGGUUGUUAACGUGCGUUUGUACCUUUUCAAAGUAUCUUGUGGCAGUUCCGAUGAAGAACAAGGAAGCUGUCACAGUCGCAAAACACCUCAUAAACGAUGUCUUUAAAAUCCUAGGUCCUCCUCGCAUUCUCCAAAGCGAUAACGGGAAAGAAUUUGUUGCAGAUAUAAUAAAAAAUAUCUGCAACAUUUUAAACAUCAAAAUCAAGCACGGCCGUCCUCGCCAUCCGCAGUCGCAAGGGCAAAUAGAGCGGCUCAAUCAGACAAUCGGGCGUGGCUUUACUAAACUGCUGUGGGAUAGCCAUAAUCAACUGCAAAGGAAAGAUUGGAUCAAUGUAAUUGAUGUCUUUGUCAGAACAUAUAACUCAACAGUGCAUAGUGCGCAUUCUUGUACACCGCAUCAUGCAUUAUUAGACAAGUAUCGAUCAAAAUUAUGUCAGAAAGGUAGCGUCCACCGAAAAAAGUGUGCAAGUAAUACAAUUGAAGCUGGGACAUCAGUUUAUAUUGCACCUGAUCAUGAUAACAACCAGCGUACCCGUAAGAGAAAGCUACAGCCUACAUUCUCUGAAACGGGUACAUUCAAACGUCUAACGUCAAAUAACAAAACGGCAGUCGUUGUAGUGGAUAAUAAGGAAACCCGCAUUCCAAUUAUGCGAAUCAAGCCAAAACGUCCAUAG